This is a messenger RNA of Plasmodium gonderi, 846 nucleotides long. RefSeq names its product ubiquitin fusion degradation protein. Bases 1 to 846 code for a protein of 281 amino acids. The record is from RefSeq and is a predicted model, not a curated record. Lineage: Eukaryota; Apicomplexa; Aconoidasida; Haemosporida; Plasmodiidae. Gene Ontology annotation, cellular component: VCP-NPL4-UFD1 AAA ATPase complex. Gene Ontology annotation, molecular function: polyubiquitin modification-dependent protein binding. The transcript has 10 exons.
AUGUGGAGUUUUACAAAUUUUAAUAGUUUCCUUGGAAGAGAUUUCUUAAAUAUAUCCGAACCUUUUACAGAAGAAUACACAUGUUAUCCGGUUUCCUUUAUUGGGAAAGAUGACAUGGAGAAUGGAAAUAAAAUUAUACUACCACAAACUGCUCUUAAUGCCCUAGCAAGAAGGCAUAUAUCAUGGCCAAUGUUGUUUGAAGUUUCUAACCCCUACACGGAGAAAAGAACACAUAGUGGAGUUCUGGAAUUUAUUUCUGAUGAGGGAACAUGUCACAUGCCAUAUUGGAUGAUGCAACAGCUAUGCUUGAGGGAAGGAGAUAUCGUUAGAGUCACAAGUGUCAGUUUACCAAAGGGCACAUUUGUUAAAUUAAAACCAUGUUCUAAGGAUUUUAUGGAAUUGUCUAAUCAUAGAGCUGUACUCGAAACGGCUUUACGGAAUUAUGCUACUCUAACUAUUGGUGACAAUAUCGUAAUUCAUUAUUUGGGAAAAACUUACGAGAUAAGAAUUGUGGAUUUGAAACCCGCUUUUGCCUGCACGAUUAUCGAAACUGAUGUUGAAGUGGAGUUUGAAGAACCCGUAGACUACUCUCAAAGUGUCCAAUAUGUAGAAGAUCCCCCAUCCGCUGAAGAAACCAAGUUCAAAGGAAAAGGACAAAGAACGGAUGGAAAAGUUUGUAAAAGUAGUAAGAAGGAUAAAGUCAAACAGAAAAUUGUUGAAAAUGUGGAACCAUGGAAGGAUAAAUUAGUUGGGGGAGUCAGGACCAAAUGUUCCGAGUAUGAAGAUUUGCUAAGAAAAGGCCGUAUCCCUGGAAUAAUCGGAAAAUUCAAGGAACGAAAAACCUAA